Messenger RNA from Carassius carassius (crucian carp), 1005 nucleotides. RefSeq names its product axonemal dynein light intermediate polypeptide 1-like. The record is from RefSeq and is a predicted model, not a curated record. The transcript is spliced from 6 exons. Gene Ontology annotation, molecular function: dynein heavy chain binding. NCBI's taxonomy places the organism in Eukaryota, Metazoa, Chordata, Actinopteri, Cypriniformes, Cyprinidae. The coding region runs from base 148 to 921 and encodes 257 amino acids. Gene Ontology annotation, cellular component: axoneme; filopodium.
CGCGUUGGGAGAGAGCGGUUGUUAUAGCAACGGGAAACAACUAAACGAAACUUUCUCGCGUGUACACGAAGUCAUCCGAAGCUUUAUACUACAACGUAGAGUUUGAAACAUUCCUGGACAUUUUCUGGACACUUCCACAUUACAAGCAUGAUGGUCCCGACUGACUCCUUGCUGAAGUAUGAUUAUCCGGUGCUGGUGAGCAAGAACACAGAGAGGAAGUCUCCAAGGAGUCGCCCUUUGAAAGUGUGUCCCCAAAAGAUGGUCGAGAGCGGCCCAGUCCCUCUUCCACCCAAACCUAAGAGCCCCUCAGCGGAUACCAGCAAACAGCAGACUGAAGAGAUCCUGAAUGCCAUUCUACCACCAAGGGAAUGGAUGGAGGACAACCAGUUGUGGGUGCAGCCGGUGUCCAGUGCUCCGUGCACACGCAUGGACGUUAUUCAUUUGCAAGAACAGCUGGACAGAAGCCUGCAGGAAAGACAGGCCAGAGAGACUGGCAUCUGCCCUGUGCGCAGGGAGCUCUACUCUCAGUGCUUCGAUGAGUUAAUCAGACAGAUCACCAUUAACUGUGCUGAGCGGGGCCUCCUGCUGUUGCAAGUUAGAGACGAGAUUCGGAUGACCAUCGCUGCCUAUCAAACACUGUAUGAGAGCAGCGUGGCCUUUGGCAUGAGGAAAGCACUUCAAGCAGAGCAUGGAAUGGCUGACAUGGAGAACAAGAUUUUAGAGCUGGAGGGUGAGAAGCGAGAUUUGGAGAGGUUGCUGAACGAGCAGAAGGCUAAAUGUGAGGCCAUCGAGAGACGGGAAGCAGAACGGCGGGAAAUUGAGGAAAAGAAGCAUGCUGAAGAGGUUCAGUUCCUCAAACGAACUAAUCAGCAACUCAAGGCACAACUGGAGGGCAUAAUUACCCUGAGGAAUAAGGCUUAAAUAUUAUUAGAAUAAUAAUACACUUACUCUCAUACCCUUUUAAUUAAUAAAACCUUUAUCAAAGCACCUGUGUUGAGUAUUUAU